Platichthys flesus (European flounder) is the source of this 1929-nucleotide messenger RNA. RefSeq names its product serine and arginine rich splicing factor 5a (gene srsf5a). The transcript has 8 exons. The record is from RefSeq and is a predicted model, not a curated record. NCBI's taxonomy places the organism in Eukaryota, Metazoa, Chordata, Actinopteri, Pleuronectiformes, Pleuronectidae. Gene Ontology annotation, molecular function: mRNA binding. The coding region runs from base 153 to 1124 and encodes 323 amino acids. Gene Ontology annotation, cellular component: nucleus; ribonucleoprotein complex; cytoplasm.
AUUUUGACACAGUCGAGUACACGGUGCUGCUAAACGCUGCGGCUCACCACCACGUAGACAAUCGCACCGGGGACGAGCAGAGGACCGAAUCGAGGUGAGCACCGCACGGAAUCCGCAUUUAGUAGCCGUGUUAGCCCGGAGGAUUUAAGAAAAUGGCAGAAAACGACAUGAGUGGUUGUCGUGUCUUUAUCGGCCGCCUGAGCCCACACGCCCGAGAAAGAGACGUGGAGAAGUUUUUCAAGGGAUAUGGACGGAUUCGGGAGAUCAACUUGAAGAAUGGAUUUGGCUUUGUGGAGUUUGACGACCAUAGAGAUGCAGAUGAUGCUGUGUACGAAUUGAAUGGAAAGGAGUUAUGCAGUGAAAGGGUCACUAUCGAGCAUGCUCGCUCCAGACGAGGAAGAGGUGGCGGCCCUGGAAUGGGACGUUUCAGUAGCGGUGGUGGUGGUGGAGGAGGUCGUGGUGGUGGCCGCGACAGCAGCGAUGGUGGAGGCGGCUAUCGCCCAUCUCGCAGCAGUGGAUCCAGGUACGGCCCUCCAGUGCGGACGGACCACAGGCUCAUUGUAGAGAACCUCUCUUCACGGAUCAGCUGGCAGGACCUGAAAGACCUGAUGAGAAAAGCAGGUGAAGUUACCUUUGUGGACGCUCACAGACCCAACAAAAACGAAGGGGUGGUUGAGUUUGCAUCUCGCAGUGACAUGAAGAAUGCCAUUUCCAAGCUCGAUGGGACAGAACUGAACGGACGCAAGCUGAAGAUAUUCGAGGAUAGCAGAAGUCGCAGCAAGAGCCGCUCCCGCUCCCGCAGCUACUCUCGCUCCAAGAGCCGCUCCCGCAGCCGCAACCGCUCCAGGAGCCGCUCCAGGUCCCUCAGCCGCACCCCAGAGAAGAAGUCAUCCGGUGGCGGCAAGGCCAGAUCCCCCUCCAGGUCCAAGUCUCGCUCCAAGUCCCGCUCCAGGUCUCGCUCACGCUCGCCUGCCCCUCGCCCUCGCUCACGCUCACCGGUCCAUCGCUCACGCUCGCCGGCCCCGGCUCUGAACAAACAGUCCCGCUCCCUUUCUCGCUCUCGCUCUCGGUCCCGCUCCCCCCGUUCACGCUCUCGCUCCGCCUCAGCAGACAGCAAGCACUGAGAUCAAUACCUGUGUUUGGUCGUAACAUAGACUGGUAGUUGAUCACCAUAGGCCUGUAUGGUGACAUGUGGUUUUGUUUUUUUAAUGAAGAAGAGAGGGAAUUGCCUUUUGCAAAUACUUGCCUCUUUCAAAAUAAGAUCAGCUGUUAAUGUGCCCAUCUUGUUAUUUUUUUGUUAGUUUGGAUGUGCUUCCACUGGGAAACUACUUUUGAUUUCCCGUUACUUAAUGAUUUAUACAUUUCCCCCCCUUUUUUUAAAACUCCAUAUUUUGACGACAUUCUGAGCGACAGCAAGCAUUUUAAUCGGUGACGACAACCCCUGCAGCCCGAGUGCCAUGUUAUGAUUCCAUCCACUCCUCUGUGCUUUGCCUGAGUGUUGAAAGUUAGCUGGGAACGGUUUCAAUUUCCCGAAAUGUUGUUGAGUCCGUUUAUGUUUGAAACGUGAGCUCCUGGUGUCGCCGUGAAACUGUGAUUCCGCUUCUGGCGAGGCACCGAUACAGGCGCCUCCACACGUGUUGCAUUCACUGCCCUGAUAUGUAUGUGAUGAUAGAAAUGCUAACCUCUCAGUUGGUGAUGCAUUUCAGCUUCCCUGUGUAAUGAUAUUGUGAUUUGAAACUAAUUUUGAGCGGCUUUUUUAAACACUGCUGUAUCAGGACGGUGUCUCGUGUUCGUGAUUCAUUUUCUUAAGUUUCUUUGCUUUUAUUUACUUCGUCUCCAGACUUGUGUGAUGUUGUCUGAACACGAGUCUUUUUCAGCAGAAGAAAUGUUUAUUGAUUCGAUACUAAUAAAAGUCACUUCAUAUUGUCA